Messenger RNA from Centropristis striata (black sea bass), 4324 nucleotides. RefSeq names its product CTR9 homolog, Paf1/RNA polymerase II complex component (gene ctr9). Gene Ontology annotation, molecular function: RNA polymerase II complex binding. Gene Ontology annotation, cellular component: Cdc73/Paf1 complex. The transcript is spliced from 23 exons. Bases 125 to 3592 code for a protein of 1155 amino acids. Gene Ontology annotation, biological process: regulation of DNA-templated transcription. NCBI's taxonomy places the organism in Eukaryota, Metazoa, Chordata, Actinopteri, Perciformes, Serranidae. The record is from RefSeq and is a predicted model, not a curated record.
CCGUCCGUGUGUUUGUUUCCUGUCGGAAGCAUGAAGUAGCGACCAGCAGACAAACCAAGCUGAACAUUUUUCUAUCAUUUUUUUUAUACAAAUCUAACUCAGAGUGGAUUUUUCUACGGCCAAGAUGUCUCGGGGCUCCAUCGAGAUCCCUUUACGGGACACAGAUGAGGUCAUUGAGCUCGACUUUGACCAGCUGCCAGAAGGAGACGAGGUCAUCAGUAUCCUGAAGCAGGAGCACACGCAGCUGCACAUAUGGAUCGCUUUGGCGUUGGAGUACUACAAACAGGGCAAAACAGAGGAUUUUGUCAAGCUUCUAGAAGCGGCUCGUAUCGAUGGAAACCUGGACUACCGAGACCACGAGAAGGACCAGAUGACGUGUCUGGACACGUUGGCGGCUUACUACGUCCAACAGGCUCGUAAAGAGAAAAACAAAGAUGCCAAGAAAGAGCUCAUCACACAGGCCACGCUGCUCUACACCAUGGCCGACAAGAUCAUCAUGUAUGAUCAGAACCAUCUGCUGGGUCGAGCCUGUUUCUGCCUGCUGGAAGGAGACAAGAUGGACCAGGCCGACGCUCAGUUCCACUUCGUCCUCAAUCAGUCCACCAACAACAUCCCUGCUUUGCUUGGUAAGGCCUGCAUCUCCUUCAAUAAGAAGGAUUACAGAGGAGCACUGGCUUACUACAAGAAGGCUCUACGGACAAACCCAGGCUGCCCAGCUGAGGUCCGUCUGGGGAUGGGUCACUGUUUUGUGAAGCUCAACAAACUGGAGAAGGCUCGCCUGGCGUUCGGUCGAGCCCUGGAGCUGAACUCUAAAUGUGUGGGAGCUCUGGUUGGUUUGGCGGUUUUAGAGCUCAACAACAAGGAGGCGGACUCCAUCAAGAACGGCGUGCAGCUCCUCUCCAGGGCCUACACCAUCGACCCCAGCAACCCCAUGGUGCUCAACCACCUCGCCAACCACUUCUUCUUCAAAAAGGACUACAGUAAAGUGCAGCAUCUGGCUCUUCACGCCUUCCAUAACACCGAGGUGGAGGCCAUGCAGGCUGAGAGCUGCUACCAGUUAGCUCGCUCUUUUCACGUGCAGGAGGAUUACGACCAGGCGUUCCAGUAUUACUACCAGGCCACUCAGUUUGCCUCGUCUACCUUCGUGUUGCCCUUCUUCGGCCUGGGCCAGAUGUACGUGUACCGAAGAGACAAGGAGAACGCAGCUCAGUGCUUUGAGAAGGUUUUAAAGGCCUACCCCAACAACUACGAGACCAUGAAGAUCCUGGGAUCUCUCUACGCUACUUCUGAUGACCAGGAGAAGAGAGACAUCGCCAAAGGUCACCUGAAGAAGGUGACGGAGCAGUACCCGGACGACGUGGAGGCGUGGAUCGAGCUGGCUCAGAUCCUGGAGCAGACCGACAUCCAGGGAGCUCUGUCAGCGUACGGCACGGCCACACGCAUCCUGCAGGAGAAGGUCCAGGCCGACGUUCCCCCCGAGAUCCUCAACAACCUGGGAGCGCUGCACUUCAGACUGGGCAACCUGGGAGAGGCCAAGAAAUACUUCCUUGCCUCUCUGGAACGGGCCAAAGCUGAAGGAGAGCAUGACGAGCAUUACUACAACGCCAUCUCCGUCACCACCUCCUACAACCUGGCCCGUCUGUACGAGGCAAUGUGUGAAUUCCACGAAGCCGAGAAACUCUACAAGAACAUCCUGAGAGAGCAUCCUAACUACGUGGACUGUUAUCUGCGUCUUGGAGCGAUGGCUCGUGACAAAGGAAACUUCUACGAAGCCUCUGAUUGGUUCAAAGAGGCCCUGCAGAUUAACCAGGAUCACCCUGAUGCCUGGUCGCUGAUCGGGAACCUUCACUUGGCCAAACAGGAGUGGGGACCCGGCCAGAAGAAGUUUGAGCGGAUCCUGAAGCAGCCGUCCACGCAGAACGACACCUACUCCAUGCUGGCGCUGGGCAACGUGUGGCUCCAGACCCUGCACCAGCCCACCAGAGACCGGGAGAAGGAAAAGAGACAUCAGGAUCGAGCUCUGGCCAUUUACAAACAAGUCCUACGAAACGACGCCAAGAACCUCUACGCUGCCAAUGGCAUCGGUGCCGUCCUGGCCCAUAAGGGCUUCUUCAGAGAGGCUCGUGACGUGUUUGCUCAGGUGAGGGAGGCGACGGCCGACAUCAGCGACGUCUGGCUCAACCUGGCUCACAUCUACGUGGAGCAGAAACAGUACAUCAGCGCCGUGCAGAUGUACGAGAACUGCCUGAAGAAAUUCUACAAAUACCAGAACACGGAGGUGCUGCUGUACCUGGCCAGGGCGCUCUUCAAAUGUGGGAAACUCCAAGAGUGCAAGCAGAUGCUGCUGAAGGCGCGUCACGUGGCGCCCAGCGACACGGUGCUGAUGUUCAACGUGGCGCUGGUGCUGCAGAGACUCGCCACGCUGGUGCUGAAAGACGAGAAGAGCAACCUGAAGGCUGUGCUCAGCGCCGUCAAGGAGCUGGAGCUGGCUCACAGGUACUUCAGCUACCUGAGCAAGGCCGGAGACAAGAUGAGGUUCGACCUCGCUCUCGCUGCUUCUGAGGCCAGGCAGUGCUCUGACUUGCUGAGUCAGGCUCAGUACCACGUGGCGAGGGCCAGAAAGCAGGAUGAGGAGGAGAAGGAGCUCCGGGCCAAACAAGAACAGGAGAGAGACCUGCUGCGUCAGCAGAUGAUGAAAGAACAGGAGGAGAAGCUGAGCAAACAGGUGGAGGAGCAGAAGAAGCUGCUGGAGCAGAGAGCUCUGUACGUGGAGAAGACCAAGAACCUGCUCACCUUCGCUGAGGGAUCCAAGGAAAUGUCCAAAGAGAAGAAGAAGAGCAGCGGACGGCGCAAGAAGGGAGGCGACGAUGAGUUUGUCAACGACGACUCUGACGAGGAUCUGCCGCUGAAGAAGAAGAAGAAGAGGAGGGCGGGCAGCGGCAGCGAUCAGGAAGAGACGGAGGACGGGAAGUCGCGCAAGAAGAGGAGGAAACCUGCCCGAGGAGGAGAUUACAGCGACGAUGAGGAAGGAGGAUCUCGACCCAAGAAGCAGCGCAAACAGAAGGAACGCAAGAGGAUCGAAAAGCCCCAGCCUGAGCGUCUGCCGCCGUCUCUCAAAGGAAAGAUCAAGUCUAAGGCGAUCAUCUCGUCUUCUGAGUCCUCUUCAGACGAGGACGGCCUGAAAAUAGCUGAAGACAGACAACAGAGAGACAGCGGUUCAGGAUCUGAGGACGACGGCGGCCACAGGAAGCGGAUCGCGUCCGACAGCGAGUCUGACGGAGGGAGGAACCGCUCCGGCAGCGAGGCGGGAAGCCCUCGCCGCUCCGCCGCCUCCGGCAGCGACGACUCUGGCAGCGACCGGCCGGUGAAGAAGAGGAGGGUGCAGCGGCAGUCCGACUCGGAGCAGUCGGACAACGAGAGCAAAAAGAGUCGGUCGGCGUCCGACGACGAGUCUCGCCGCGGCUCGCCCGCCGCCGCGUCCGACCGCGGAUCAGAGCGAGGAUCCGAGGCGGGGUCGGACAACGAGCGCUCCCCGCGGCGCUCCGACAACGGCUCCGAGCGGGAAGCCUCCAACAACGACGACAGCGACUAAAUCUUCCUCACAGACACUUUUCACCACGCGACGCUGAGAAAACUCUCCACGUCUGCAUCUUUUUUAUUUUCUAUUCAACGCAGGGAUUUCUGUCCGUACGAUAUCUUGGAUUAGACUAGAGAAGUGUAGGUUGUUUUUUCUGUUCUGGUGUUUUCCUCACAUCCUACCGGAGAAACGUCUUUUCACACACGCUUUCUGUUUUGUUGAAGACGGAUCAAAUGAUUUAGAGUCAGCUAAAAGGUGUAAACAUCUAUUUUCUAUCUCAGACGGUCAGACGAGACACUGACCCAAAAAAUGGAAAGAUGCUUCAACAAAAUGACAAAUAAAAAAAAUAAAAAAAAAGGGAAAGAAUUGUGUAAGUUGUGUGUUGUUACAUUCUGCACCCAUAUCAUAACAAAUACACAACUGGAUUAGAUUUACUUGGAUUUUAAGGUCAAAAUUGUUUCCUUUAUUUCCUUUGUCUGAUCCAUCUUAGCCCCAAUAAGUUUAUUAAGUCAUAAAACCAGAUAGAUGAAAUAGAUUUCAUAUCAACCAAAAAGGUUUACGGAUGAAAAAAGUUGACAAAGACGAAUACGAAGGACAUUUUCACUAUAAUUUUAGUUACUUUUGUAACCACACAAUACAGUUUCAGUUAGUUUUCGAUUUUUCACACAUGCUGUUUUUGUUGAAGACGGAUCAAAUGAUUUAAAGUCAGCUAAAAGGUGUAAACAUCUAUUUUCUAUCUCAAACGGU